UAUAAUCAGAAUUGAAAUUGUAAGAGCACAAGAAAAUGGCGAAACGCAAGAAAUCCGAAACCAAUUCACAAUCAGCGGAUAACGGGAGUACCAUAUCAGAGUAUGAGGAACAAAGACUCCGAAGAAUCGCAGAAAACCAAGCGAGGUUGAAGGCUUUGGGGUUACCCCAAAUGGUCUCUUCCUUGAAAACCUUGCCUCAGAUUAAGCAAUUGAAGAAGAAGGGAAAGGAAAAGGUUGAAGAUGAUGAUGAAGAGUAUGAACCCGAAAAUGAAGAGGAACGGGAUACUGAAUCAGAUUCUUCCAGUGAACGUGAAUCUGAGUUUGAAAAUGCUUCUGGGUCACGGAAAAGGAAGGCGAAGAGCAAAAGUUUGAAGGUGAAAAGUAGAGUAACCGCAACCGGAAAGAAGCACGGUGGUAAUUUAAAAUAUGUUGAUGAAGAAGAAGAAGCUUGGAUGCAGGCAAUUGCUCAUUCUCUGCAAAAGUCUGCGGAACCUUCAGUUUGCUCUAACACAAAUGUAGGGAACAUCAGCAAGGCUGAGAAAAAGGAAACCAUUAACAUUCAAGAGGAUAAGGAACGAAAGAACAAAAAAUCGUUUAUUAGUCGGCUGCAAAUGACCGAGGAUGAACUCAUUGUACACUUCUUCCAGCUUGAUGAAGCGGGAAAAGGAACCAUAACAAUAAGGGAUUUAGAAAGAGCAGCUAUAACUCAUGAUUUUGCAUGGACAGACAAUGAGUUGGUUGAUAUGAUUCGUUGCUUUGAUAGUGACGGAGAUGGAAGGCUAAGUCUAGACGAUUUUCGCAAGAUUGUUGUUUGAUGCAACAUGAUAAAAGACUCACAGAAUUCUUGACAAGGUAGCUCAAAGUUUUUAGGAUUCUUUGUUGACUAGUGACCAUCACUUUGUAUAUUUCUAAUGGAAUAUCAUAGAUUUGUUUCAAGUAGUUGGAUACUUUCUCAAUAUUAAUUUUUUCUUCUUCUUAAAAUGAUGUAUAAUUGGAGCUCUAUCUUAAAAUAGACUUACAUGGCCAUUUUGAUGCUGAGAUGCAUAGUCGAUACCAUCCAAUUUCAUUUUUCAAAUUAAAGUAUAUUUUAAAAAAUCUUUAAAAAAAAAGUUGAAGUUCUUCCUCGUUUGUUUUGUUCAUUGACAUUCAUCAUUUUUAUCAAAUUAAAAUCUAGAAAAUAAGAGAUUUAAAUUUAAAAAAAGAGAGCGUAAUUUCAUAGUAUUCUUCAUAAAAAAUACUAUGAAAUUAUAAACCCAGCAAAC
Molecule: messenger RNA, 1262 nt
Organism: Vicia villosa (hairy vetch)
Lineage: Eukaryota; Viridiplantae; Streptophyta; Magnoliopsida; Fabales; Fabaceae
Exons: 6
Coding region: 36-815 (259 amino acids)
Molecular function (GO): calcium ion binding
Source: RefSeq, a predicted model, not a curated record